Amphibalanus amphitrite is the source of this 1267-nucleotide messenger RNA. RefSeq lists its product as uncharacterized. The transcript has 6 exons. Bases 8 to 1006 code for a protein of 332 amino acids. The record is from RefSeq and is a predicted model, not a curated record. NCBI's taxonomy places the organism in Eukaryota, Metazoa, Arthropoda, Thecostraca, Balanomorpha, Balanidae.
GGAGGUGAUGGAGCCGAGGUGGCCGAAAUGGUACAGGGAUGAUGAUCUGUCAGUGUCGCUCCAGGGGGUGGCUGCCGACACCAUCAGUCACCUGGCUGACCUGGGACGGACGGUCACACUACUGGAGAUAUACGACUGUCCUGAUCUCAUGGCCGGCAGCCUGGAGCCCCUCACCAGGUGCCCUAAGCUGGAGUGGCUCACCCUGUCCGGCGGCGUCCCUGACGCCGUGAGCCUGGAGCCCCUCACCAGGUGCCCUGAGCUGCGGUGGCUGUCAGUCACCCCCGCCGACCUCCCGCGACUGAGGGGGCAGCUGCCGGAGGGCCUCGUAUUCCUCAAUGUCAGAGGGCUGGAGGUGACGGAGCCGAGCUGGCCGGGACGGUACGGGAAUGAUGGUCUGUCAGUGUCGCUCCAGGGGGUGGCUGCCGCCGACACCAUCAGUCACCUGGCUGACCUGGGACGUACGGUCACAGUACUGGAUAUAUACGACUGUCCUGAUCUCACGGCCGGCAGCCUGGAGACCCUCACCAGGUGCCCUGAGCUGUGGGUUAUCACCCUGUCCGGCGGCGUCCCUGACACCGUGAGCCUGGAGCCACUCACCAGGUGCCCUGAGCUGCGGGAUCUCACCCUGUCCGGCGGCGUCCCUGACACCGUGCUGGACAUUCUCAGCGGCUGCCCCGAGCUGCGGUGGCUUACACUGGGGGACCUCCAGCGGCCGGCAGAGACGGCCUUCACAGCAGCAGCGUACACCAGACUGGUCAAGUCGUGUCGGGAGCUGUGGGCUCUGUACCUUCACUGCACGGCAGACACCACCCGGGCCGUGCUGACCGCCCUGAAGGAGGCGGACCUGGGCCGGGACAGUAAUGGCCGGCCCCGUACCAUCAGUCUCUGGGUCCCCGGGGAGCUGUACCGUCAGCUGAGGAGCCAGGGAGGCGAUGGGGUCGAAGUGGAGAAGUGGAAGGAUUCGGAGGAGGAUUCGGAGAAGGAUUCGGAGGAGGAUUCGGAGUAGGAUUCGGAGAAGGAUUCGGAGUAGGAUUCGGAGGAGGAUUCGGAGGAGAGUUGAGGACUCCAGCUGAAGAGCCGGCAAGGCGGUUGGGUCAUAGUGUACUACUGGUGAUGAUUGAUGCGCUGCACUACCAGUACCGACCGUGCAUGCAGUGAUGAGCUGACUGCAGAGAGGCCGAGCCAGUCGGCCGGGGCCGCCAGCUGACUGCUGCCGUGUGUGCUGCACCAGCCGGCACUGAGAGCGGCGCCGGUCAGCCGGCACACG